Penicillium subrubescens is the source of this 2385-nucleotide messenger RNA. Its product is annotated as Zn(II)2Cys6 transcription factor. Lineage: Eukaryota; Fungi; Ascomycota; Eurotiomycetes; Eurotiales; Aspergillaceae. The coding region runs from base 117 to 2222 and encodes 701 amino acids. The transcript is spliced from 4 exons. Gene Ontology annotation, biological process: DNA-templated transcription; regulation of DNA-templated transcription. Gene Ontology annotation, molecular function: DNA-binding transcription factor activity, RNA polymerase II-specific; zinc ion binding; DNA binding. The record is from RefSeq and is a predicted model, not a curated record.
CAUCUCGUGUCAUCCACAAAGCAGACGAGGAAAACAUUUCACCUUGAUGUGCAUGCGAUUGCUUUUGAUUCUCUCUAGAUGAAGUAAUCAUCUCUCUUUGACAUCCUGAUGCAGCGAUGGCUCAAUUUCGCGACGAUUCCGCAGACACUUCCCGGACGCCCCUGGACUUGCCGUCGGGUUCAUUGAAACCCUACUCCUGCGUAGUCUGCCACAGGAGGAAAGUCAAAUGUGAUCGCAAAGAAACUUGCUCAAAUUGUGCCAAGGCAAAUGUUGAGUGUAUCUACCGUCCCCCGCCACCCCCGCGGCGUCGCAAGAGGGAGCGCGAUGGGAGCAGAGGCGCAUCCCAAGAACGCGAAAAGUCAGUUCGAAGAAACAGCAGAGAGGCCUCUUUGGGAGGCAAUACAUGGCAACACCCAUCCCCAGCCAGGAACUUAUCAAAUGGUGCCGAACUAAACCAAAGCGGAUCCGGGAGGAUGAUCAUGAGGGAAGGCAACUCAGUGUACCUUGAUAAUACUCUUUGGACGAGUGUGAGCCAUGAGCUCCCAGAUGCCGCAGAAGUCCUGGGUGAUGCAGCAGAUGAUAACAGCGACAAUGCAUCUCAAGACGAAGAGGAUGUUUCAUCUAUGCUUCUGAGCCACGGGACAAGAGAAAGCCUGGCUGAAUUGCACCCUGACCCUCUACACAUAUUCAAGCUAUGGCAGACGUUUCUCGAGAGAGUCAGCCCGUUGACGAAGAUCGUCCACGCCCCAACUGUUCAGCAGCAGAUCCUAGAAGCUAUGAGCGAUCUGAAACAAAUCAGCAAAGAAUUUGAGACAUUGAUGUUUUCUAUCUAUUGCAUUGCCUUGACAUCUCUACAGGCUGGAGAUGUCGAAAAGGCAUUCGGCGAGAGCAAAAAGAAGCUUCUCUCAAGAUGCCGGCGCGGAGCACAGCAGGCCUUUAGAAAUGCUGCGUUCCUCCGUACAUCCAAUACGGUGGUUCUCCAGGCUUUCAUAUUAUACCUGUUGUCAAUGCGAGCAUUCUCAGAUCCACAUACGAUCUGGUCUUUGAGCGGCAUUGCAUUACGAAUGGCACAGAGAAUCGGUAUUCAUCGAGAUGGCUCCGGUUAUGGGCUUUCAAUCUUUGAAACUGAGAUGCGACGCCGCAUUUGGUUCCAACUCAUGAUUCUAGACGCAACGUCAGCACAAGCUUGCGGGGUCGCUGCGGGUUCAUUCGUGGACACAGCCGACACCAAACCGCCGAUGAACGCGAACGACAGCGACCUUGAUCCGCGCAUGACAGAGCCUGCAUGUGAAAAAGAGGGCCCAUCUGAGAUGAUCUUCUGUCUCGCUCGCAGUGAGUUUGGGAAAUGGCUCCGUCGCUGGAAUGCUGAUACCAGCGGCUCGGGUUCUCCGUGGGCUUUCCUGUCAUCUUCGAAAAUGUCGUUGAGUGAGAAGGAUAAGGCUAUUGAUGAACUGGAGGAUAUCAUGGAACAGAAGUUCCUGAGGUAUUGUGAUCAGUCAAUCCCUCUCCAUUUUGCUACCACGAUGAUGGUACGCUCGGCUAGUCAUUAUACCAGACUGAUGGCACAUCAUCCUCGCCAAUAUCACGGCUCGGGUACUCGAAUACCCCAGUCUGAGAAGGAUGUCAUCUUUGGGCAUUGCUUGAAGAUGGCAGAGUACGCCGACUAUGCUCAAACAAACCCCGAUGUCCAGCGCUUUUCAUGGCACAUGGUCAAUCACAUGCCAUGGGAUGCUAUAAUCUUUAUGUUGUCCGAGAUGCGAAACAGAACCGACCCACAGGAAAAAGAUAAAGUCUGGGAAAUUAUUGGCAGUAUCUAUGGCCGUCAUAUCCGACAGAUGGGUAAAAGAACACAGAUGCCUCUGCAUAAGGCCCUCGAAAACCUGUUUGUCAAGGCGUGGAGAGCCUACGUUGAUGAGUGUAACCAGCACGGCCGCACACCAAGACCUUGUCCGACAGUGGUGAGUAGCCUAUUGAGCGCUUCCAAUGGCUCCACAGAAACAAAGAUUGCCGAAGAAAAUGUCCGAAUGGAUGCGAAUAGUACUCCCAUUCCAGAAGAGCAGCCAGGUCAAGAUGCCUCAAAUGUCCCAUUCGCCACUGAAAAUGAAAGUAUGGACUUCCUACUUGGUGAUAGCCCGAUGGACUGGAGCGAAUGGGACCACCUCUUGAAUCAGUUCCAAGAAUCGCUGGUGGACGACAUGACGUUGAUGCCGGGGUCUGUGUGAUUUGUGGUAAGGCGACCAAUUUUCGGACAAAUAACGGGUAUUAUCGGGUGGUUUAGGCCAGACCAAUGAAUUAUUUGAUGGUAAACUUGCUGUCUCACGACAAGGAUAAGCGUUGCACUGGGACAGUUAGACACACUUUGAGCUGAGCGACAAUAUCGGGCUG